AAAGGAUAGGUCCAAUAUUAACUUAGAAAAAAAAAAUGAAGACACUUGCAUUUGUUUUUAUUCUUUCUUUUGCUCUAUGUGGCCAAGCAUUUGAUUGUCAAUUGAACCUCAAAGAUCCUUACAAAGUUGAAUAUACCAUCACCGUGGAUCAGAAUGGCAAGGGCAACUUCAAAACCAUUCAAAAUGCCAUUGAUUCCAUUCCUACCUUUAAUAAGAUGUGGAUCCGUAUCUCCAUUUUAACCGGAAGAUAUUUAGAGCAAGUUACAAUCCCUGAAAGCAAGCCAUGCAUUUUUCUUGAAGGAGCUGGGAGCUCGUCUACUACUAUUGAAUGGGAUGCUCAUGCUGGUACUGAUACAAGCGCCACUUUCACUUCAUAUCCUGAAAAUUUUGUUGCAAAAGGCAUUACAUUCAAGAAUUCAUAUAAUUUACGGGCAAAAAAUCCCGUAAUCCCUGCUGUAGCAGCUAGAAUAUAUGGGGAUAAAUCAGCUCUGUACCAUUGUGCUUUCGUUGGACUUCAAGACACUUUAUGGGACACACAAGGGCGACAUUAUUACCACAAAUGCUAUAUCGAAGGUGGAGUGGACUUCAUUUGGGGCGCAGGCCAGUCUAUCUUCGAGAACUGUGUAAUAAAUCUUAACAUAGGAACAUAUGCCCAAGAUCGCCCAGCUGGAGUCAUAGCAGCACAGGGGAGGAAUUCAUCAAGCGAUCCUAGUGGCUUUGUGUUCAAAACCUGUAUAUUUGGGGGAGUUGGGAAAGCUAAUAUUGGGAGAGCUUAUGGAUAUUACUCCAGAGUGAUCAUACACAAGUCCAACCUGACGGAUUUUGUAUUACCUGAAGGAUGGGAUGCUUGGAAUAAAGAAACAGAAAGGCUAACGUUUGUGGAGGCAGAUAACGUAGGACCUGGGGCAAACACUGAUGGGCGUGUGAAAUGGAUCAAGAAACUCAGUUAUGAAAGCCUGAAAUACUUCCUGGACAUUUCUUUCAUUGACAAUGAAGGAUGGCUUGCGAAAUUACCUAAUGUUUUUUAAAAACGAUUCUUUGUGGUAACUACAUGGUAUGUAAUAUCCUUGAUUGGGGAAUAAUAUCUCAUUAUAUUU
Rubroshorea leprosula is the source of this 1097-nucleotide messenger RNA. Lineage: Eukaryota; Viridiplantae; Streptophyta; Magnoliopsida; Malvales; Dipterocarpaceae. The record is from the annotation of a GenBank genome assembly.